Saccostrea cuccullata (small rock oyster) is the source of this 2165-nucleotide messenger RNA. RefSeq names its product PAT complex subunit Asterix-like. Gene Ontology annotation, cellular component: endoplasmic reticulum membrane. Gene Ontology annotation, biological process: protein insertion into ER membrane. The transcript has 4 exons. The record is from RefSeq and is a predicted model, not a curated record. Gene Ontology annotation, molecular function: protein folding chaperone. Bases 56 to 373 code for a protein of 105 amino acids. NCBI's taxonomy places the organism in Eukaryota, Metazoa, Mollusca, Bivalvia, Ostreida, Ostreidae.
GGGCAUUUCGGUGAUUCGUGUCACCCUAUCAUUAUACUUCCGGUAAAGUCACAAAAUGAGUUCACUUGCAAAUCAGACAGAUCCCAGGCGGCCUAAUAAGAUUGUGAGGUACAAACCACCUCAGGCUGGAACCCCUUCAGAUGACCCUACACCAGACUAUAUGAAUCUCUUAGGCAUGAUUUUUAGCAUGUGUGGACUUAUGAUGAAGUUGAAGUGGUGUGCUUGGGCUGCAGUAUAUUGCUCUUUUAUAAGUUUUGCCAAUGCCAGGACCUCAGAAGACACCAAACAGAUGCUAAGUAGCUUUAUGUUGUCAAUAUCUGCAGUUGUGAUGUCCUACCUACAGAAUCCUCAGCCUAUGACCCCACCCUGGUAGUACGGAAAAACAACAGUGUAAAAGACGGAAGGGGAGGGUGAGGUAGUGUUAGGGGUAAUUGCAUACAAAGCCAGAGAAUGCUGUCAUUGUAUUGAAUAUGAUUUGGCAACUUGUGAGAAUGAAAUCAUUUUCUUUGAUUAUUGACAAUUUCAGUUGAACUGAAAAUGUUUCAGGGACACUUAUUAGCUCACCUGAGCCGAAGGCUCAAGUGAGCUUUUCUGAUCAAAAUUUGUCCGUUGUCUGUCGGCGUUGUCGUCGUCGUCGUUGUCGUUGUUGUCGUCGUAAACUUUUCACAUUUUCAUCUUCUUCUCAAGAACCACUGGGCCAAUUUCAACCAAACUUGGUACAAAGUAUCCUUGGGUGAAGGGGAUUCAAGUUUGUUCAAAUGAAGGGCCACGCUCUCUUCGAAGGGGAGAUAAUUAUGAAUUAGUGAAAAAAUUAAUGGCAUUUUUAAAAAUCUUCUUCUCAAGAACCACUGGGCCAAGAAAGAUGAAACUCAUGUGGAAGCAUCCUUAGGUAGUGUAGAUUCAAGUUUGUUCAAAUCAUGACCCCCGGGGCAAGGGUGGGGCCAAAAUGGCCGACCCAAGUUUUACAUAGGAAUAUAUAGGAAAAAUCUUUAAAAAUCUUCUUCUCCAGAACCGCUGGGCCAGGAAAGAUGAAACUCAUGUGGAAUCAUCCUCAGGUAGUGCAGAUUCAAGUUUGUUCAAAUCAUGACCCCCGAGGCAAGGGUGGGGCCAAAAUGGCCGACCCUAGUUUUACAUAGGAAUAUAUAGGAAAAAUCUUUUAAAAUCUUCUUCUCCAGAACCACUGGGCCAGGAAAGAUGAAACUCAUGUGGUUUCAUCCUCAGGUAGUGUAGAUUUAAAUUUGUUCAAAUCAUGACCCCCGGGGCAAAGGUGGGGCCAAAAUGGCCUACCCAAGUUUUACAUAGGAAUAUAUAGGAAAAAUCUUUAAAAAUCUUCUUCUCAAGAACCGCUGGGCCAAGAAAAAUGAAACUCAUGUGGAAUCAUCCUCAGGUAGUGUAGAUUCAAAUUUGUUCAAAUCAUGACCCCCGGGGCUAGGUUGGGGCCAAAAUGGCCGACCCAAGUUUUACAUAGGAAUAUAUAGAAAAAAUCUUUAAAAAUCUUCUUCUCCAGAACCACUGGGCCAGGAAAGAUGAAACUCAUGUGAAAUCAUCCUCAGGUAGUGUAGAUUCACGUUUAUUCAAAUCAUGACCCACGGGGCAAGGGUGGGGCCAAAAAUGGCCGACCCAAGUUUUACGUAGGAAUAUAUAGGAAAUAUCUUUAAAAAUCCUUCUCAAGAACCACUGGGCCAGGAAAGAUGAAACUCAUGUGAAAUCAUCCUCAGGUAGUGUAGAUUCAAGUUUGUUCCAAUCAUGACCCCCGGGGCAAGGGUGGGGCCAAAAUGGCCGACCCAAGUUUUACAUAGGGAUAUAUAGGGAAAUCUUUUAAAAUCUUCUUUUCAAGUACUUCAAAGCUAUGAUUAGUGAUAUUUAUAUGGAAUCAUCCUCAGGUAGUGUAGAUUCUAGUUUGUUCAAAUGAUGAAUGCCUGGAGGGGGGGGGGGAGUAAAUUCAAGCCCGAUGUGCUCAGGUGAGCGCUGUGGCCCCUGGGCCUCUUGUUCAAGUAGACAUUGUGUAACCAAGACUGCAUGCAUACUAGAAAAGAAUGUGAGUGCAUGAGAGGAGGAUUGCACACCUUGUUUGUAAUUUUUAUUAUUGAAUUCAUGAAUGAAUUUUAAAUUAAAUUGUAUUUUAAUAUAGUUUUGUGCAAUAAACUGAAUGUUUUCAUGUAAAA